Molecule: messenger RNA, 1826 nt
Organism: Protomyces lactucae-debilis
Lineage: Eukaryota; Fungi; Ascomycota; Taphrinomycetes; Taphrinales; Protomycetaceae
Exons: 1
Coding region: 234-1334 (366 amino acids)
Source: RefSeq, a predicted model, not a curated record
UUGGCCCUCUAGAACCUGAGCCUCGAGCGCUUCGUCUUCAUGACUCAGAUUAAACACAUGAGCUGUGACCCUCUAGAGCCUGAGCCUCGAGCGCUUCGUCCUCAUGACUCAGGUUGAUCACAUCACCUGUUCAUGCGUCAUGACACGUCUACAUGCGCGAUUGCUCAGCCUUUUAGGCUCGUUGUCUCGAUCCUCUCACUGUGUCUCUUGUCAAGCUGAAGACAUCUUACAAUAUGGCCAACCAAAGAGCUGAGCGUUCUUGCGCGCUUGACUGCAACGUCAGUGCGCGUGCUCAUCCGGAGCCCGUCGUCGUGACCAGGGCCUGCUGCUCGCCAUUUACUCGAUCUUAUCCAGAGUCGACUGACUCCACGUCUCGCUUUUUCAUGCGCAUCAGAGCUGCCCAAGAUGCACUUUACGCCAAAGCCAAGCAAAUGAAAGAGUAUGCUGUCUCAGAUAUGCACCCAGAGCCCAUCGUGCUCACCCAAUGCUCUAGUCGUUACAGCUUCGGCAAAAGCCAGCUAGACGUCGAGAUUGAGAUUCUUCCAACCGAUCUUGAUGCGAGCGCAGCGCGUAUCCCUUGUGGAUUUUCGGUCUUCAAAGCCUCGAUAUGCGAGCCGACCGAGAAUGAGCUCAAGAUCAAUGCAGUUCGUGCUGCUAUGCUCAUUGCGCCAGUCCGCCGCCGCCGUCGUUCGGCUAUGCCGCUCAGACCCCAGAGCGACAGUCUCAACGAUGAUGUGCUCGCCGACGAUCUUGAGCGUCGACCUCCACCCAUAACCAUGUGGACACAAAUACCAGUCCCGCAUACCCAAUCUGGUACAAAGUCUUUGAAAAGCGCCAUCAUGUCGUGGUGGAACUCUUAUUCUCCAUUCAAUGAUUACGCAUGGUUUCAGGGAUUUCGGUCGAAGCGACCUCAGCCGACUCAAGUACGCGGGAGUCUGGCAUGCGUGCUCCGUGGCGUUGAGAAUAUUCGCGCUUUACAAGGUGCCUGGAUCGGUCACUAUGUCGAGGUCGAAGUCCAAGUGGCGGCGCAGAGUUGGCUAUGCGUUAUUCAAGUGGAAUGUCCUAUCAAUUUGGUCAAAGAUGUCGUCCAGCAAGGGGUCCUGAAACCACCCGUUGUUCGCGCCGGACGGCAACCGAUCGAGUGGCGUUACAUGAAUUCAUGUGUUACGCUGGGAACAGAGCUUCUGCCCGAAUUUGAACCCUCGAGGCCGGCUACGAUCUUGCAAAAAAUGAUCAAGGUCGUCAAGGCUUUUCAACGUCUUGGGUGUUUUUCAGAAGGCAACUCAAACUCUGAACGCAACCACUCGAGGCACCAGCAAAUCAAAGACCUCUAGACCGCUUUAUUAAGAUAUCCUAUAUUCCGAUUUGCUUGUUCCAUGCCUCUCGAUAUUCAAAAUGAUGAUGUUGAUUGAGCACAUGUCUGGUCACGGUGCCGACAGUGCCGAGCCAGAGUUUGCGAAAUCAUAAAGCUUCUUUUGAUGCAUUGGGAACACACUCUUCAUGACUGGAAGACAGUAUCCCGGCAACCUAGCUGUCAAGUUGUCGCACUUCUUCUCAUGAUCAAGAAGCUAGAUUCGCUCUUUCUUGAGAUCGUCAACCCUAAACCGUGAAACCAAUAGGUCCAAGGGCAGGUCAUGUGUGGGGUGCUAGCGAUAUAUGCGUUCUUGUUACGAUCCAAAUACAACACAACAGCAACAAGCGCUGAUUGCCCUUUUGCCACUCUAGAACCAAAUGCUUAGAAGGUCUUAGUGGUCGGCUGAAGGCAGGUUGUUACCGACAUCUGAACAUUUGUCAUGUCAAGCGUCCUGGGACCUGUAGGGCUAAUC